This is a messenger RNA of Chanos chanos (milkfish), 4389 nucleotides long. It is a transcript of the gene arid4b, whose product is annotated as AT-rich interaction domain 4B. Gene Ontology annotation, biological process: regulation of transcription by RNA polymerase II. Bases 201 to 4118 code for a protein of 1305 amino acids. The record is from RefSeq and is a predicted model, not a curated record. The transcript is spliced from 24 exons. Gene Ontology annotation, molecular function: transcription cis-regulatory region binding. Gene Ontology annotation, cellular component: nucleus. NCBI's taxonomy places the organism in Eukaryota, Metazoa, Chordata, Actinopteri, Gonorynchiformes, Chanidae.
UUCGCAUCCCAGUACUGAUCCGGGGGUUCGCGGACAGCGUUUAAACCUCGAAAAACACCGAUGGUUUCACUUCACAGUCAAAUGGAUUAUAUUUAAUUUACAUCACGUCGAGAAAAAGGACAUCGCUUUAUAAUUAGACAUUACAGCCCAAGGAUUGACACGGAGGUUGUUCAAGAGGUGCGGAGUGGCCCUGGACGGAGAUGAAGACCCUGGAGGAGCCCCCAUACUUGACUGUGGGCACAGAUGUAAGUGCCAAGUAUAGAGGGGCUUUCUGCGAAGCCAAGAUCAAGACAGCCAAAAGACUGGUCAAGGCCAAGGUGACCUUUAAACCAGAUUCAUCAACUGCUGAGGUGCACGAUGAACACAUCAGGGGACCUCUGAAGGUGGGAGCUGUGGUCGAAGUAAGAAACCAAGAUGGAAUCUACCAGGAAGCCACCAUCAACAAGUUAACAGAUGCGAGCUUGUACACUGUUGUGUUUGAUGAUGGGGAUGAAAAGACCCUCAGGCGUUCCUCCCUCUGCCUGAAAGGAGCACGUCACUUUGCAGAAAGCGAGACUCUUGACAGACUCCCCCUCACCAAUCCCGAACAUUUUGGUACGCCGGUCAUCGGGAAAAAGGGCAACCGCGGUCGACGGUCCAAUCCCAUUCAAGAAGAAGAGUCAUCUUCGUCCUCUAGUGAGGAAGAGGAGAGUGACCAGCAACAGAAUGAGGAGCUGUUCGGCAAAGUGGUUUGUGUGGAAGGCGUUGUCACGGGCGACAAAAAGAAGACUACAUGGUAUCCAGCCCUGGUCAUCUCACCGGAUUGUCAUGAGGACGUGACUAUGAAGAAAGACAAUGUCUUUGUCCGAUCCUUCAAAGAUGGAAAAUUUUACACGGUUUUGCGGAAAGAUAUUCGGGAACUGGAUGGGGAGACGGCUCCUAAAGCAGACGCGGGACUCAAGCCAGCUCUCGAUGCAGCGUGGGAUUUCCAGCGUAACGGAGCAGUGCCCAGCACAUGGAGGACAGAAGUGAAAGACGAGAGCUCCAGUAGCGAGGAAGACGAUGAGGAGGAAGAAGAAGAACAGGAGGAAGAUGGGAGCAGUGAGGAGGAGGAGGAGGAAGUGGAACCCUUUCCAGAGGAGAGGGAGAACUUCCUUCAGCAGCUGUAUAAGUUCAUGGAGGACAGAGGAACUCCCAUUAACAAAAGGCCAGUGCUAGGCUACAGAAACCUCAACCUCUUCAAGCUUUACCGACUGGUACACAAGCUUGGAGGGUUUGACAAUAUUGAAAGUGGAUCCGUCUGGAAACAGGUCUACCAGGAUCUUGGUAUCCCCGUGCUGAACUCUGCUGCAGGCUACAAUGUCAAAUGUGCCUACAGAAAAUAUCUGUACGGCUUUGAGGAGUACUGCACUUCUACAGGGAUAACCUUUCGCAUGGACCUUCCUCUGAAAGCAGCUGAGAAGCAAGGUCCUAAAAUGGAGGGCAAGACAGAGGGGACAGCAGGAGGUAACAGCAACUCUGUCACCCCAAGCUCAGUGAGCACGGGAGAGGAGCAAAAAGUCCAGAAAGAAGGCGAGACCAGCAGGACCCAGUCUGACGUUAAGGAGGACAAGCCAGAAGCAGCUGGACCAGGCAGGACUAAAGUGGACACUGACAACCUGAAAGAGGAGGAAAAUGACCGUGGUGACGAGGAAGAGGACGGUGCUGAUGAAGACGCCCAUAAACACGAGGCAGAAGAACCUGGCCUGACAUCAGCGUGUCCACAUGCAGACAACUUGAAGGCAGAACCGUGUGAGGAGCAGGAGAACAAAGAGAUAUCGGGGGAUGACAGCAGUCAGGAGGGGGAGGAGGGGGAAGAGUUUGAGUGUUACCCCGCUGGGAUGAAGGUGCAGGUGAGAUAUGGGCGAGGCCGCAAUCAGAAGACGUACGAAGCCACUGUGAAAGAGGCAGACCUGGAAGGGGGAGAGGUUCUCUACCUGGUGCACUACUGUGGCUGGAACGUCAGGUAUGAUGAGUGGAUCAAAGCAGACAAGAUUAUUCGACCAGCCAAUAAGAAUGUGCCUAAAAUAAAACAUCGCAAAAAAAUAAAGAACAAAGCGGAGCGAGAGAGAGACCGAAUAGAUAGACUAAGCGACAGAGAGGAGCUGACUCCAUCGAAAAACAACCGCGUGAAUCGCUCCUCCAAACCCAACGGUGGCAACGACGUUUUCUCCAAGAUGGAGGACAGUGAUGAAAAAGGAAACCAGCAGACGCCAGUGAAGUCUAUUGAGAUUACCUCUAUUCUCAAUGGCCUUCAAGCAUCUGAGAGCUCUACAGAUGACAGUGAACGUGAGGAAGAUGAUGAGGGUGACCAUGACGAAGAGGAACGUCCAGGGGGUCGAACAAGCCUCAGGAAAGGGGCUCCCCAAGAAGCUCCUCACAUGGCAGAACACUGGGAGGGCUCGGUGCCUUCAGACGGGUUCAAAACCUCAACACCUACAGGCAACGCCCAAGACUCAAGCACACAGGACAGCCCCGAAACGGGCAAACGCAGAGGACAGUUUGAAGUGGAGGGAGGAGGUCCCGGCACCCGCAAGAGGAAAGCGGAGGGUCAGGGGGAGCGGACGCUGAAAAAUCAAUCCAAAAGCAAAACCAGGGGCGGCAGGGGUGCGGAUUGGCUGCCCAGCAGCUCGCCUAAGAAGCCAGACGAGCGGACGUCCGCCCCCGGAGAUGAGCGAGGGGAUCACUCCAGCAGCAGCUCUGACGAAGAGGGAGAUCCUCCUACGGAACCCCAGGCCAAAGAGGAGCCUCGGGGACAUCCCAAAAACAAAAGCUCGCCCUCGAAGAAGUACAACGGCCUGAAGGACAAGACCAAGGACGGGCGAUCCUCGGGGUUCUGGGAAAUCCCAGAGAAACGGGCCAAGAUAGCGCCGGGGAUGGAAGAGAGGACGCCCAGUUGCCGAACCAAGGGCCAGAAGGACGUGUGGUCCAGUAUUCAAGCACAGUGGCCCAAGAAGACCCUCAAAGAACUGUUUUCAGAUUCGGACACGGAGGCCGCCAACUCCCCUCCUCCGGCCGUGUCCGGACCUGAGGAGCAGCAGCCAGACGCAGAGCGGGAGGACGAAGUGGCUGAAGAACCACCAGAGAGUGAGAAGACCCAGGAGUACCCCAGCAGCGGCAGCAACUCCGUCCUUAACACGCCUCCCACCACACCCGAAUCACCGCCCGCCGGCAGCACCGUGGAAGGGUCGGGGGAGACCAGAGCAUCUAGCCCUCCCCCUCAGGGGCCCACUCUGGCUACCUGCUCCCCAGCUGUGGCCUCUCCUCCUGGACCACUAAUAGAGGAGAGUGGGGGUGGACGCAGCGAGUCUGAUAGCAGCACAGUGGAGGUGGAAAGCCUAGGCGGAGAGCUCCAGGAACUUCCUCAGGAAGAGCGGGCAGGAUCCCCCUCCAAAGCCUUUGAUGGAAGCCUGUCCUGCAACAGCAACAGCAACUGUAGUCUGACACUGAGCAGUAGCAGUCAACAGGAGAUUGAGCAGAAAACCAAAGCUGCAUCCAAUCAAAAGCGGCACAAAGAGUCCCAAGGGGGUGGAGCUUCAAAGAAACACAAGCGGAGCCACAAGAGCUUAAACUUGCAUCCUAAAAAGAGCCGAAAAACAGCCCACAGCAGCGACAGCGAAGACCAGUCAGUCAGUGAGAACACUGCCAAACCUCCCACACCCAAGACCAGCGCCGUCGACCUCAAAGCAGCCAUCUCACCCAAGUGUUCUGGGAGGGCGCCCCCUUCUGGCCAUAAAUACCACAAGCACGGGGACACUGAACACAGUCAUCAUGCCAGAACAGCGCGGGUCUACAAAUGGAGCUUUCAGAUGUCGGACCUGGAGAAGAUGAGUAGUCUGGAGAGGAUAGCGUUCCUUCAGGAGAAACUGCAGGACAUCCGGAAUCACUACCUCUCCCUGAAAUCCGAGGUCGCCUCCAUAGACAGAAGACGGAAACGAAUGAAGAAAAAGGAGAGAGAGACAGGUGCAACAGCGGCUUCAUCCUCCUCCUCUUCCUCGCCGUCCUCCAGUUCUCUGACAGCGGCCGUCAUGUUGACGUUGGCAGAGCCAACGGUGUCAGGGUCGACACAGAACUCUGGGGUGUCGGUGGAGUGUAGGUGACAACACGAAUGGAGACCCACAGCACUGAGCACUUAACCAGCACCUAGCCCCGCCCUUCCCUGCCCCACCAGGCCCCGCCCAUCAGGCUCUGAACUUUUAUAAGAGGACAGUCAGUCAGACUCUUAUAAACAGACACAAGAACCGGGGCACAAAAAAAAAAAAAAACAGACCGGAAACAAACAACAACAAGCACUAUUUUCUAUCGACAACUGUUUCCUUGGCAAGCUAAUUGCACUCAAGUGCACUUUUAUGAAAAAAGGAAGGUUGGGGG